AUGUCAACAUAUAAAAUUAAAAUAGAUAAUAAAAUAUUUCAAGAUCUUAUUGAUUUUGAAAUUUUAAGAUCAAUAAUUAAUUAUUUAUUAACCAGCAAAAAAAAUAAAAAAAAAAAUAGUACUAAUAAUAGCAAUACUAUUUCAAAAAAGUGGUAUAAUUUUAUAUCAUUAACAAUAUCAAAUAAUAUUAUUAAUAAUAACUUUUUUGAACAUUGGUUAAAAAUUAAUAAUAAUAAAUCAUUUAUUGAAAAUUAUAAUAAUCAAAAUCAAUAUGAUAAAAAUAAUUUAAUUUUUAAUAACAAAGGUCGUAAACAAUAUAAAAUUAGUUUUAAUAAAGAGUUUUCAAUUAUAAAAAUCAAAGAAUCAAUAAUCAAUGAUUAUUUUAAAUUCAAUUUAUUUUUAAAUAAUAUUACAAUUUAUGUUUUUAAAGAAAUUAAAUACAAAUUUGAAAACAAUCAAUUACUUUAUAAUAGAAUUGUAGUUAAUAUGGAUACAAAUUAUGGUGAAGGGAAUAAAGAUGAAAUUUUAUUUAAAAUACAUAAAUAUGUAUCAAAUGAAAAUUCAGAAAUCAUAUUAAAUUUAUUUAAAAUAUUAGAAUUAAAUCAUGAUUUUAUGAUAACCCAUCUUCCGGGUUCUGAAGAGGUGGAGGAUGAAGGUAAUAAGAAAUGUACUGAAUUUCAUUUAAAUAAUUUAUCAAUUUGUUGUUUUGAUAGAUGUGUAGGUGAAGAUAGAAAAACAUUAAAGAUAUUCAAAAAUUUCAAAGGUAAAAAUAUAAUUUAUGAUGGACCCAAUGUUACUUAUGAUAUUACAACAUAUAUCGAUUAUUCAGUAUUAUUUGACCCAGACACUUCAGGUCAACAAGUUGAAUCUAUUAAAGUAAAAAAUGAAUAUGAGGAUUGUGCUAAUUUUGUUGAAGCACGUCAUUUAAUCAAAGUUAAUCAAUUUGAAAAUUUACAUUCAAUUAAAAUACCAUUGAAUUCAUUUCAAAUAUUAUCAAACUUAUCUGAAGAAUUGGGGUUUGAUGGUUUCGAUUGUUUUAAAUCAGAUUUUGGUUAUUCAGAUAAUAUGAAAUCAGAAUUAAAUCAAAUGAUAAAUUCAUUUAUUACAAGUAAAUCUAUAAAGAAUUUAAAAAUAACAUCCAUUAUUUCAACAGAAGAUUCUCCAAUUGAAUAUCAUACUUCUUGUGAUGAAAGUAAUAUUCAAACUUUUAUUAAUAAUAUAAAUGAAAGUAAAGAAUCAUUUUCAAAUUCAUUUAAACCAUUAUUUUCAGAAUUGAAUACAUCAAUUGAAAGAAUUGAAUUUGAUUGUAUGGGUUUAUUAAAUAUCAAUACAUUUUCAAAAUUGCUAAAUAAUAAAUCCAUUAAAUAUUUAUAUUUAUAUGAUAGUGAUUUCAUUUUUUAUUCACUAAAACCAACUGGUGGUGAUAGUGAUGAUGAUGAUGAUGAUGAUGGUGAUGGUGGUAGUGCAGUACUUCAAGAAACUAUUUCAAUUAAUCAAUAUUUAUUUGAAAAUAUAUUUUCAUCACCAUUAACAUCAAUUAGACAUUAUAAAAUUAAUUUCAAAGAAUCAAAACAAUUAAAAUUCAUAUUUAAUUUAAUAUUAAAUAAUAUUUUUAAAUUACAAUUAUAUUCAUUAAUAUUUGUAUUCAAUGAUAACGAAUUAAUUGGUGAAUUUGUUAAAGAAUUUAGAAAUUUAAUUAAUAAUAUUUCAACACAACAACAACAAAAAUCAAAUAACAUAAAUUUGAAAGAAAUUAAAAUUGAAAUGUAUGAUGAAAACUAUUUCCAAGAAUUAAAUAAUAUUAAUAGCCCAUAUUUCAAAACUGUAAUAAAGAAUUACCAAUAUUAA
Dictyostelium discoideum AX4 is the source of this 1848-nucleotide messenger RNA. RefSeq lists its product as hypothetical. The transcript has 2 exons. Bases 1 to 1848 code for a protein of 615 amino acids. The record is from RefSeq and is a predicted model, not a curated record. NCBI's taxonomy places the organism in Eukaryota, Evosea, Eumycetozoa, Dictyosteliales, Dictyosteliaceae.